Erigeron canadensis is the source of this 2909-nucleotide messenger RNA. Its product is annotated as dynamin-2A-like. The transcript has 22 exons. The coding region runs from base 1 to 2730 and encodes 909 amino acids. Gene Ontology annotation, molecular function: GTPase activity; microtubule binding; GTP binding. Gene Ontology annotation, cellular component: membrane; cytoplasm; microtubule. Lineage: Eukaryota; Viridiplantae; Streptophyta; Magnoliopsida; Asterales; Asteraceae. The record is from RefSeq and is a predicted model, not a curated record.
AUGGAAGAUUUGGUUCAGCUUUCGGAUUCAAUGCAACAGGCCGCAGGUCUUCUUAACGACGAUGAUAUUUAUCCAUUGUCAUCUUUACAACAACGCUAUUAUUCCACUUUUUUAAAUGUCGUUGUUCUUGGCAACACUGGUGCAGGUAAAUCAGCAGUGUUGAACAGUCUGAUUGGACAUCCUGUCUUGCCUACUGGUGAAGGUGGUGCAACUCGUGCACCUAUAUGCAUAGAUUUAAAGAGGGAUGACAACUUAAGUAUCAAAUCAAUUAUAUUGCAAGUUGAUAACAAAUCCCAAACUGUGUCUGCAAGUGCUCUUCGACGUUCUUUACAAGAAAAAGUCGGCAAAAUAUCAAGCAAGAGUCAUGAUGAAAUAUAUAUGAAACUUAUAACGAGUACAGCCCCUCCUCUGAAUUUGGUUGAUUUGCCUGGAGUGGAUAAAGCACAUCGUAAUGAUUCAUUGGUGAGUCGCUUUCAUUUGGAAUAUGCCCGACACAACGAUUCAGUUUUGUUGGUUGUAAUACCAGCUGCUCAGGCACCUGAAAUUUCCAAAGCUAAAGCCCUCAGGAUUGCAAAGGAAUACGACCGAGAAUAUACAAGAACUGUUGGUGUCAUCAGUAAAAUGGAUCAAGUGUCAUCAGAUCUUAAAACUCUUGCAGCCAUUCAAGCCCUUCUCUUAGGUCAAGGACCUAAGAGUACGGUUGAUAUCCCGUGGGUUGCUCUAAUUGGUCAAUCUGUUUCAAUCGCUUCAGUCAAGUCGGAAUCUGAUAACGCGUUAGAAAAUUCAUGGCAAGCUGAAAGUGACGCGUUAAAAUCUAUGUUGACCGGAGCUCCUCAGAGCACGCUUGGUAGAUUAGCCUUGGUGGCAACCCUUUCUAAUCAGAUUCAUAACCGUAUGAAAAUCAAGCUUCCAAGUCUUCUAUCAGGGCUUCAAGAUAAGUCUCAAGUUAUGCAGGAUGAGUUGGUAAAGCUUGGAGAAUCAAUGGUCAGUAGUUCUGAAGGAACAAGGGCUUUGGCUUUGGAACUUUGCCGGGAAUUCGAAGACACAUUUAUUCAACAUAUUGUGGGCGGGGAGGGUACCGGAUGGAAAGUUGUUGCAAGUUUUGAGGGUAACUUCCCAAAUAGGAUCAAACAGAUUCCUUUAGACAAACAUUUUGACUUAAAUAAUGUUAAGCGGAUUGUGCAAGAAGCAGAUGGUUACCAACCUUAUCUUAUAUCUCCAGAAAAGGGGCUACGGUUUUUAAUAAAAAGUAUAUUAGAAAUGGCAAAAGAACCAUCACGCCUUUGUGUUGAUGAGGUUCAUCGUGUGCUUGUGGAUAUAGUUUCAACAUCAGCAAAUGCUACACCCGGUCUAGAAAGAUAUCCUUCACUCAAGAGAGAAGUUGUGGCAAUAGCGACCGCUGCUCUGGAGGGGUUUAAGGACGAAGCUAAAAUCAUGGUGACGGCACUUGUUGACAUGGAGCGGGUGUUUGUCCCACCACAACAUUUCAUCCGUCUAGUGCAGAGACGGAUGGAUAGGCAAAGACGAGAAGAAGAGAUUAAAGCAAAAUCAUUUAAAAAGGGUGAUGAUGUCGAGCAAUCUAUACUAAAUAGGGCACCUAGUCCUUACACAAGAGGGAAAGAAACUGGUUGGACCUUAAAGGAUACAAAAAAAGAUAAUGACGUGCCCGUUAGAACUUCCUUGUUGACUGCAGGACCAGAGGGGGAGAUCACAGCAGGAUUCUUGUUGAAAAAAAGUGCAAUUACUAAUGGAUGGAGUCGGAGAUGGUUUGUUUUCAAUGAGAAAACUGGGAAGCUUGGGUACACUAAAAAACAAGAAGAGAGGCAUUUCCGUGGCGUUAUCAAUUUAGAGGAAUGUAAUGUAGAAGAAGUUGACGAUGAAGUCUCCUCAUCCAGAAGCUCUAAAAAGUCAAAGGGGGAAGAGAAGGCACCUAACCUGGUCUUUAAAAUAACAAGCAAGGUUGCAUUUAUGACAGUUUUGAAAGCUCAGAGCGCAGUUGUGUUGAAGGCAGAAACUACUGCUGAAAAAGCUGAGUGGUUAAACAAAUUGAAGCCCAUAAUCAGUGAGAAUGGGAGUCAAGAGAUUGCUAAACUGGAUAGUCCUUCCAUCCAUAGAAGUCAAUCAGAUGGUUUGCGUGAUAAGGUGGUCAGAAAACCUGCAGAUCCAGAGGAAGAACUUCGUUGGAUAGCUCAGGAAGUGCGUGGUUAUUGUGAAGUUGUUUUGAACAGCCUUGCAGCAAAUGUUCCCAAAGCAGUUAUUCUUUGCCAGGUAGAAAAAGCUAAAGAAGAGAUGCUGAAUAAGCUUUAUAUUUCUGUAAGUUCCCAGAGUACAUUGAGGAUCGAAGAACUGCUUCAGGAGGAUGGUAAUGUGAAGCGUAAAAGAGAGGAAGUUCAGAGGCAAUCCUCUCUACUCUCCAGACUCACCAGGCAACUCACUGUUCUUGAUAAUCAUGCAGAUGUAGUUUCAAGCAUGUCAAAUGGUAGUUUUGCAGAAAAUCCACGAAGUAACGAACCCUCAUCAGGUGAUGACUGGAGGUCUGCUUUUGAUUCUGCUGCCAAUGGUCCCUUGGAGUUUGACUCUACGAGGUUUAGGUCUAAUGGACACAGUCGUAGGUAUAGUGAUGCUUUCCAAAACGGUGAUGCUGGCUCAAGUUCAGAAUCAAACUCCAGCAGUCGCCGCAUGUCUAACAGAAUGUCGCCCAUGCCACCUGGUCCUGUCUAUAGAUUUUAAAAUGUUACUUAAAAGCCUUCUGUCAAUACAAUCUGAUUCAAGAAUUCUUGUUGUUAAGAUUAUAAGUUGGGUUGGUGACUUGGUGUACACAAGUUCAAGUGAUAUAGAACUGGUCUACCCAUUUUUUUUUGUAUCUACACAUUGAUUUGGCAGUACAUUUUCUGUAUUAUCCUAAAGGU